This is a messenger RNA of Branchiostoma floridae (Florida lancelet), 2141 nucleotides long. Its product is annotated as ferroptosis suppressor protein 1-like. Gene Ontology annotation, molecular function: flavin adenine dinucleotide binding; electron-transferring-flavoprotein dehydrogenase activity. NCBI's taxonomy places the organism in Eukaryota, Metazoa, Chordata, Leptocardii, Amphioxiformes, Branchiostomatidae. The transcript is spliced from 11 exons. The record is from RefSeq and is a predicted model, not a curated record. Gene Ontology annotation, biological process: apoptotic mitochondrial changes; positive regulation of apoptotic process. The coding region runs from base 492 to 2141 and encodes 549 amino acids. Gene Ontology annotation, cellular component: mitochondrion; cytoplasm.
UCUAACAAAUCGUAAGACCGCCAUGUGAUGUUGAUAAAUACUUGAUACGUAUCAGUGACGUCUGUACAACCAGCAGUUCUCUUGUCUCCGAUGUCAUAAAUCUAUUUUCGGCACAAUGAUAUACGAUAACAAAUUAUUGCCAAGGCACCCCGUAGUUGUAAACGUACCGCAGCAGAUUCCCGGUGUUCGAUUCAGUGCAUAUGCAGGGGAAGAGUCGUCUGUGGUAACAUUCUCCGGCGAACCGGUGUAAAAUCAGUCAACUCACACUGAAUUACCUCGUAUAUGAUUUUCUACAUUCGACUCCGACACUGAACGUGGUUCCAUCUCUUCUAAUUUGCCUUGCCUCCGUGUUUGAAGAAAUCUAUUCAACGAAGCCCAACAUCACUUCUGACGUGUUGUACGUCCCUCUGGAAGCAUAGCCCAGGUGCUGGACAGCCUACCCAAUAUCGCUGUAUCGAACGGAUUUUCCCUACGCUAUUAUUAAAUCCAAGAUGGCUGCCGCAGCCUCGCCGGCGGUGAUAGCGCGUAUUUUGAAGAGGAAGGAGCAAGAAAAGAAACAAAAGCAGCACCAACACCACCAUCAUCACCAUCGUCACAGCAAGCGACGGGGAAGUCACCAAGGGUCCAACCGGACACCUUCUCCUGCGACAAGUCCUAAGGGGAGCCCAUCGACAAGUCCAACGAGUCAUUUCCCCGUCAGUCCUCGGCGCGGCUCGCACCCAUCGCCGAGAAUCAGUCCCAAACAUCCCCGGCCCAGACGUGGUUCGUCGCCCAACCCCGUGGGCAGUGCGUCCCUCCCCAGCCUGCCGAGUUCGCACACAAACAAUCUGCUCACGCCGUCGCAGUCUCAUUCUCCGGCCGGCAGCCCUGUCGAGCAACAUGACAGAACCAUCACUGAUCUGACCUUUGUCUUCGGCAAGAAUGGUAGUGCACACCACAAGGGAAGUAACCACAGUCGAGACGCCUCACCAAAGGUCUCUCCAGGCGCCUCGCCAAAGUCUUCACCCAAGAAGAGUCACGCGAAGAGUAACGGGUCGGAGGAGCAGGCUAACGCCCACGUUGUCAUAGUCGGUGGAGGGUACGCAGGUAUAGCGAUCGCACGGAAAUUACAAGGCAAAAUCAACUUUACUCUAAUCGACCCAAAGGAAUGCUUUCACCACCACAUCGGCGCACUGAGGUCUGCCGUUAGAACAGAUUUUGCCAAGAAGACCUUCAUUCCGUAUGACGCUACGUUCGGGAAGCGGUUUAAACAAGGCCGUGUGAAGGACGUGAACACGUCUGACAGGACUAUCAUCCUGGAAACAGGAGAGACCAUAAGUUACACCCAUCUGGUUAUCGCUACCGGAUGUACGGGUCCGUUUCCUGGACGAGUCGAUGACACCAUCACGACUGAUGAGGCCAUCAGCAGGUACAACAAUCUGGCGGAACAGAUUGAGACUGCUGACAAAAUAGUGAUAGUUGGCGGAGGAGUAGCGGGAAUAGAACUUACGGGAGAAAUUCUGUCCGCCCACAAAAAUAAGAACGUCACACUGAUCCACGCUCACCAGCAUCUCAUCAACGACGACGUUCUACCGGGCAUGCGCACAAAGCUACACGAGAAACUAGCUAGAUAUGGCGUCACGUUUAUUCUAGAUGAAAGAGUAAAGAAUCUUGAGGAAGUUGCUACAAAUGUCUCGAAGCCCACAACAGUCAAAACAGACGCCGGGACUGAAGUCAGUGCAGACCUGGUUAUACGGUGUACGGGCGUCAAACCCAACACGGCAGUAUUCACUAACAACUUAGGCGGCAAACUAGAUGACUCAGGUCGGCUGAAAGUUAACGAGUUGUUUGAAGUGGACGGCCUUGAGCACGUGUAUGCCAUCGGGGAAUGUAACGAUGUGGCCGAGGUGAAGAUGCCGAGGCACAGCACCGCACAGGGGGAACUUCUGGCGGAGAACAUCGUCAGGAAAUUGGACAACAAGGAGAUGAAACCGCAUACUCAUGGUCAGCUAAUGAUGGAGAUAUCCCUGGGUCCAAAUGCUGGCGUCAGUCAAGUCAAAGGUCUCAUCCUCGGUAGUUUUCUUACCAAAUACCGCAAGAGCAAGGAUCUCUUCGUGCACCGCUUUUGGAAAAAGGUUAUGAAACAGGAAGUGCCUCACUGA